Lethenteron reissneri (Far Eastern brook lamprey) is the source of this 5894-nucleotide messenger RNA. Its product is annotated as E3 ubiquitin-protein ligase TRIM21-like. Gene Ontology annotation, molecular function: zinc ion binding; protein binding. The record is from RefSeq and is a predicted model, not a curated record. Lineage: Eukaryota; Metazoa; Chordata; Hyperoartia; Petromyzontiformes; Petromyzontidae.
UUAUACUCAUAGAGAUACUUUGCGAUACAGAGAGACUCAUAGAGAUACUUAGAGGCUGAAAACUGGGCUGGGUUUCUACCAAUUCUCACCCAGCCGGCUCAACGAAACUCAACAAACUAACGCGCAAGUGUUUAGUCUUCUGCUAAAGGUUGCUUAGAUAGUGGGGUAGGGUGUAAAGGUGGGAGUGGAGGUGUUUUGGUCGCAUAAAUCCGCCGCCUCAAAGGACUUUGACUCCCCAGAGCAGAGUUCUGCAUUCAGCCGCGAGCCUCGGGGCAGGGAUCGUCGCCUGAGCGACUGCGCGUAGCGAGCAGGCGAGGGACUCAGCCCACCUGUCCCACCUCGUUAGGAUUUGCGGGAGCAGAGGGACAGCAGAGCGGAUCGGCUCCACUUAGCAUGGCAGCGGCGGCAGCAGCAGGUGGCCGGGACCGGGGCCUGGAGGAGGAACUGACUUGCUCCAUUUGCCUGCAACUCUACGUCGACCCCGUGCUGCUGGGCUGCCCACACACCUUCUGCAGAGAGUGCAUCGUGAGCGCGUGGCGCGACGGUGCCUGUGCCUGCCCCGAGUGCCGCAGGGUCUUGCCCUUUGGCUCCAAGGAGGAGAUGCGGCUGCAGCUCGUGAAAAACUUCAAGCUGGCCAGCAUCGUGGACAGGUUCUCAAGUCUCAGCCCGGAGGGGGAACGGCCGCGGAAGGAGCUCAACCCGAGCUUGGCACUAGCGAGGCCCCCGAAUCUGGACCUCUGUGCUCAGCAUGGCAAGGCACUUGUCAUGUUCUGCCAGGAGCAUGGGGCGUCUGUGUGCGCCGACUGUGUCACGAGCGGUGCACACCGGGGCCACAAGCUCACGUCAACAGAGGAGGCUGAUCGGCAGGCAAAGGAAUCCCUUUCGUGUUCACUCGAAAAACUUAUGACACAUAAUGGGAAAGUUUCAGCAAGAUUGAAUAUACUGAAGAACACGGAAGCCAAUGUAGAGGGAACGUCAGCAGCUUUUGACAAAUCCAUAGACGACGCUUUUAACGCUGCAAUCAAGUCCCUCGAGGAAGAAAGGGCCACGCUCAAGCAGUUGGCACAUGCAGAACAGAGUCAACUAUUGGGCCUAAUCCGUGCCCAGAUGGCGCCCCGAGAGAUGAUGGUCGCUGAGAUGGUGGUUGUCACCAAAGAGGUGCAGGCGGCUUUGCAGGAAACGAAUCACGUGCGGGCUAUCCAGGUGAGCGGUGAGUUGGAGAGAAGGAUAACGGCCGCGAUGAUGAAGAACCCACCAAAUGACAACAUCGUGACUAGAGACCUCUUUUCGUCCUUGCGUGGCCUGCUGGAGAGUCUCUCCCCAAGAAUCUCCAAUUGGAAGACAGAAAACGCGAUGCUCAGAAAUUUCAGGAGCCCAACCCUUGAUGAAGAUUCACUCCACUACCAACUGGACGCAGACGACGGUGGCAAGGCCCUGAGCCUGUCUCGGCCCCUCAGGAGGCGGCGGGACGUGACGGAGGGCUGUGAGGCGUUCUCCUACUGGAGGCAGGCGCUGUGUGAGGAGGGCUACUUCUCUGGGUUACACUACUGGGAGGUGGACGUGAGCGAGUGCGACGGGUGGUGCGUGGGCAUCUGCUGCAGGUCGAUGGAGCGGAGGGGCAAAACCAGCGAUGCGGAGCUGGGCGGAAAUGCCGAGUCGUGGUGCAUCGAAUACAGAGACGAUGAUGAUGACGAGGACGAUGGCAACCUGAGUGCCUUUCAUGAUGCACUGCAAACCAACAUUGAAAUCAGCUGCGAUGGUGGCCGUAGCGGCUGCCACAUCGACAGGGUGGGCAUUCUACUGGACUGUGACAUGAACCGACUGUCAUUCUAUGAUGUUUCACAGGCACGGGUCCACUUGCACACCUACUGUUACGUACAGUUCGGUGCUCCACUCUUCCCUGCGUUCAAAGUGCUAGACGGCAGCAUCACAAUAGCCUCGUGUCCACGCUCCUGUGCCGGCCUCUGCUAGGCUUCUCAGGAGAGGUGACGUGGACCCAGCAUGAGAGCGCUGUGAGCCUUGCUGUGUAGGUUAAUCGUUCAGGCACUGUUGCUCCCCUGGUUGAUUACUGUCAUAGAUGUGCACUAUUAACUUCACCGUGGACAUAGAUUUAUAUAGACUCACAUAACUAUUAUUAUAUAGACUUACAUAACUAUUAUUGCCUCCGAAACGUCGUGAUCUUUAUUUUAUUUUAUUUUUAUUAAUUUUGAUGUUUUACCUACGUGACUUUACCGAAAAAACCUAAGAAUAUGAACCAUUGCAGUCACGAAAGCUUCAAAUCUAGAACUCACAUAACUAUCCACAGACUCAGUUAAACAUAAAUAGACUCAAAUAUCGACCUAUCGACACCCACAGAUUCACAUAGAUACCCAUAGACUCGCAUAUAUACUCAUAGACUUGUAUACGUACCAACAGAUUCACGUACAAAUAUACAGACUAAUAUAGAUAACCAGAGAUUUACAUACACCCAUAUACUCACAUAGAUACCCACAGAGUCACAUAUAAAUUAAUAGACUCAAAUAUAGACCCAUAUGCUCACAUAAAUAACCACAGAUUCAUGUAGAAAUCAAUAGACUCACAUAGAUACCGAUAUAUUCAUAUAGAUACCCAUAGACUCGCAUAUAUACCCAUAUACUCACAUAGAAAACAAUAGACUCAAAUAUAAACUCAUGGCGUCAUACAGAGCCUCAUAUCUACGUGGGAAGUUGUGCUCAUAUGGUUGGAAUCUCGGUUCCCAGGCACAAUUAUAUUAUGUGUGUUUGUGGACCUAAUGGAAUGUUUGGUUGUGGAGGAGAGGCUCCCUCUCCUCUGUCAUGAAAUGGACCAGUACUGCCUGGACCUCUGAAAUACAGGGUCUGGCUUCAAGCAUCAUGAGGGGUGGAUAGUUCUCCACUCGGGGUAGGAAACUGCCAAACAACAGGGAGUGCCACUUCUUUUGAACAAAAUAAUGAAGGGGGUGUGGGAGCAUCGCGGUGGUGUCUAAGAAGCUGUAAGUUACAGGCUACAGUGGACUCACCUCCCCAUCAACUAGAGGUGAGCAAUGGGAAUGGUUGCUUACGCUCCCACCAAAGAUGAGCAUCAGUAGAGAGAUGCAGACAAAGCCGAUGAGUCAGAUGCCUUGUUUAACCUCCUGUCCAAGGUGCUAGCUAAAGUGCCCCCUCAGGAUAGAGUCUUCCUGUUGGGUGACUUUAAUGCCUGAGUGGGUCAUGAUUGGAGUGAUCGGAAGGCAUAGGCCAGAUCAGCUCAAUAUUAACACGAAGAGGCUGCUAGACAUCUGCGCAGCCGAUGGGCUUGUAAUUACCAACACCCUGUUCUGGAAUCGGCGCAUCUACAUAACAUAAUGGAUGCACGCCGAGUCUAAGCAAGAACAUCUGCUGGACUAUAUAGGGCCUACCGUGGAGCUGAUCUGCCCACUGACCAUCGGUUUGUAAUUUGUAGGAUGUGCCUGCCAUUCUUCUACUCCGGUGGUGGAACCCAUUCACACACACAGUGGCCUGGUAUCAGCUAGGUGAAGAUAGUUGCAAGCAGCAAUUUCAACAUCGCUUGCAGCUGGGGUUGACAGCAUCCCCCAUCCUGAUGCGGAGGGGAAAUGGGUGAGGUUCAUGACUGUGGCUCAUGCAGCUGCAAUGGCUGCAUUGAGUAUGUAGUCAACACCUCCCCAGAGACCCCAGCUGAAGAAGGAGGUGUUCCAGCUGGUUGAGAGAAAACGAUAGGCUGACUCCCGUCGUCUACAACAUCCAAUAUCAGAGAAUGAGGAGGCUUACCGCAGCCUUAGCUCGGAGAUUCGAAGAGCCAUGCAGUGCUAUAAGGAUGAGUGGUGGCUGCGGUAUGCUGACAGGAUGGAAUAUGCCUCAGUCCGAAUCACGAAUAACUAAAUCCAUCAUUAAAGUAAUUUGCAGCACCUCACCUAUUACUAUCCUUAAGGGAAAGAACGGCGAUCCAAUCUCCGACCCCUUUGAACAGGUAUGUAGGUUUGGAGAGCAUUUCUGUGUGGUCUUGGGGGAGAGUAAUUUCCUCAGCCCAGACAACAUCAUGGGACAAGGUGGGGAUGAACCUGACAGGGCUGCGGUGCCUAAAAUAUUGGCCGAAGUAUCCACCCCUUCUGAGUGGUUAGCUGAAGUGUCAGCUGUGGUGGAAGUACGAGGAGUGAUCAAAAGCGCCGGGCAGAUACGAUCUCCCAAGUGAAAUGCUGGGGGAGGAUGGCAUCUGUGUGCAAACUACCCUACAUGACAUCAUCACAAAUGUCUGGACCACAGGAAGGGUUCCGCAGGAUUGGAAGGAUGCUAUAGUUGCCCCCCUCUGGCAAAAAUUAGUAUUCAACAUUGCCUUCCCAGGCACGCUGAGGAGAUGCUUGCAGAGCCCCAAUGGGGUUUCAGGAAAGGGCUGUCCUGCACAGAUGCCAUAUGUUCUGUCUGUCUGCUACAGCAGAGGUGUAGGGAAUUCCCACAAGACCUACAUCUCUGCUUUAUUGACCUGAUCAAGGCCUAUGACACCAUUAAGAGGCCUGGGCUCUGUGCUGUUCUUCGUGCUUUCGGAGUCCCUGACUCUCUGCUCAAUCAUUAAGAGCCUUCAUGAUGGUGGGCAGGCCCAGGUAAAGCUACAUGGCUGGGAGUCAGAGCUGUUCCCAGUACACCUUUGGGAUACGCGUCACGCACUGGAGUCGGUGUGUGCGCACGCGGCGGACAGUGAGAGCAAAUGAGGACACAGGGCGCUGUUUGGCUGGUCGUUGUUGUUUUCCAAAUUAAGGUUGCGUGAUGUCUACGGGUGGUAGCAGGUGGCAGGGGGUAAUUAAGGGUGCAGGGCGUUGACUGGACGAGAGGGGCUGUUGUCGGAGAUUGGCGCCGGUGUGUCUGGAAAAACAACGCCACGUGGCAGCGGUGGCUGGGGGCGAGUGGCGUCGCGGGGGACGGCCUCAUUAAUUAGGGGUUAAAAGGUUCGGGGAUAAAAUAAGGGGUUGUGGAGUGAGGCGAAAGUUCGUGCCUGGGAGGAGAGACAGAUGGAGAAACGGAGCAGCAGAGUGAGUAUAGCAUAGGGUAGCAGUGGAGAGAGUGAGUAUAGCAUAGGGUAGCAGUGGAGAGAGUGAGUAUAGCAUAGGGUAGCAGUGGAGAGAGUGAGUAUAGCAUAGGGUAGCAGCGGAGUAGCGUCGAGCAUCAGAGAGACGAUGGAGAGUAGGAAGUGGCUGGAGCGCGGAAGGAGAACAGGGUUAGUUACGACGUAGUGGGACGGCGGAGCUGAUAAAGAGCAGCCGAGCUGGAGAGAGAGAGCGGAGAGGAGAGUCGACGGAGGAGUAGAGGAGAGGGAGCGAGCGAGGCCAGUGGAGCGUGGCGCGCGAGUGGAGGAACAUUGAGCGGUGUUGACGAAGAGUUGUGGGUCGGUGUGAGUGGAGGAACAUUGAGCGGUAUUGACGGGAGAGAUGUGGAACUAUAUACGUGGAAUAAAGUAACGAGGAAAGACAAGAAGCUGUCGUGUCGGUUCGAGCACUACACAAACACAUUUUAAACACAUUCUUAAUGACAGCGCCUAGUUUUAUUUAAUCACCUACAUUAACAUAUUUUACGUAAUUUUCACAAUUGUUUAAAUGUUUUCAUAUUUCAUUUUUACAUUGAAUUUGUUUUUUAGAAGAAUAAAUCCAUCGCCAUCCCCGCCACCAUCACCACCAUCCCCGCCACCAUCAUCACAACCACCAUCCACAUCACCCCCAUCACCACCGCGAUCACCCAAGACCUCCGGCAUAACCAGGCGGGGCAGAUAACAUGUUUGUAUAUCGAGGUGUCUCUAUAAAGGCUACUGAAUGACUCUCCAUCGAAGUUCCGCAGAUUUCACUCUUUGUUGAAUGUUCCUAUUUCGUUAAAUUUAACCUCAAAACGCAACAACAAUAAAAAGACUUACCACUA